Molecule: messenger RNA, 1308 nt
Organism: Stereum hirsutum FP-91666 SS1
Lineage: Eukaryota; Fungi; Basidiomycota; Agaricomycetes; Russulales; Stereaceae
Exons: 2
Source: RefSeq, a predicted model, not a curated record
AUGUAUUCCGCUCGGGAUGAUGUAAAGAGUAAAGGUCAAGGACCCCCCUCGCCGUGCAAGGUUUGUAGUAGCCGUUUCCACUGGGAUAGAGACUGCCCUCACUGGAAGGAAUACAUACAGACGGUAAAAAGGGUCAGGUCAGCGAAAUUUGUAGAAUCGGAUCCUGUACGUACAGUCGAUGAGGAAACCAUGUACGAUCACUGUUACAAUGCGUAUAUGGCACAGAGCCACAUUGACCCUUAUGUCUACUCGGAGCGAUCUCUUAAGUCAUCUAUGCGGGUGCAAACCGCGCUACCUACGAUUCCUGAGGAACCCGAACCUAGAACCUAUUCAUCUAGACCGACCGUUGAGGAAGUCGAAGACGAAGAAAUUCUUCUGGACAGGGAGAGAUCUCACAUUUCUUACGAGCAGGACGUUUUGCUGGAAGAAGUUGUUCCCACUACUUCUUCAAAGAUAGUUCGCUUGGUACCUGGACGUCGUACGCAAAUGCCAGGCUUAGCCUCAGAAGGUGUCUCGGUGCUAGCGACCGAAGGACGGCUAAUGCAGCUCGACGGAUUGGAAGUCACAUUACGGUACGAUUCAGGAGCAGAUAUCACGUUGUUGUCGGAAGACACGUAUCUGAAACUACGAAAUCCGCCCCCUCUUAAGAAAGGGAUGAAGAUUAAUCUCCUUCAGCUGACUUCGGAGGAGACUUCGGUGAAAGGAUUUAUCAACUUACCGAUCUUCGUAACUCUCGAUGACGGAACCAUUUUGGAAAUGGAAGUUGAAGCAUAUGUGGUCUCUCGAAUGACGGUACCUAUCUUGCUGGGAGAAGACUUUCAUGAGAUUUUCGAGGUAGGUGUAACGAGAGACGCGGUUCACGGGACGAGAAUUAGCUUUGGGAAAGGUGCUCAUUCGGUGCGAGCCACUGGAGUGCCGAGGCCCAAGGAUCACGCUUUAGUAGCACGCAAGCGUAGUAUGCUUGGAGGGAUACCGGUAGUGAGAGCGAAGAAGGAUGUGAUUAUUCAGGCAGGGAGUACUCAUCGAGUUGAGGUUGAAGGACAUUUCAUUGACGAUCGUGAUUGGCUGGUGGAGAAGUAUACGAUAGCAGACACGGACACUCCGGUCUUUGCUAUACCGUCUACUUUAAUCACGAGAACUUCGCCGUUCGUUCCGGUGGCGAAUCUGUCCUCACAUCCUAAAACCAUCAGGAGGGGCGACGUAUUAGGAGAACUGAAGGACCCUCAGACUUAUCUCGAUGGUGCGAAGGAUGAAACGGCUUACACCCAAAUGGCGGCCCAUGCUUGGACAAUUAAAGCACUCGUCGAC